Closterium sp. Naga37s-1 is the source of this 807-nucleotide messenger RNA. Lineage: Eukaryota; Viridiplantae; Streptophyta; Zygnematophyceae; Desmidiales; Closteriaceae. The record is from the annotation of a GenBank genome assembly.
AUGGCAUAUAGUUUGACAGAGGGAUGGGCGGAGGGAUGGGCGGAGGGAUGGGCGGAGGGAUGGGCGGGGGGAUGGGCGGGGGGAUGGGCGGAGGGAUGGGCGGGGGGAUGGGCGGGGGGAUGGGCGGAGGGAUGGGAGGAGGGAUGGGCGGAGGGAUGGGCGGAGGGAUGGGCGGAGGGAUGGGCGGGCCUGGAGACAGCAUGGGAGGUGCGGCCCCUCUCACGGCCCCUUGCGCCGCCCUUACGACCCCUCGUGCCACCCUUACGGCCCCUCGCGCCGCCCUUACGGCCCCUUACGGCCCCUCGCGCCGCCCGUCGGCCCCUCGCGCCGCCCUUAGCGGCCCCUUACGGCCCCUCGCGCCGUCCCUUACGGCCCCUCGCGCGGCCCCUUACGCCCCUUACGGCCCCUCCCGCGGCCCCUCACGGCCCCCUACGGCCCGUCGCCGCCCUCCGCGGCCCCUCGCGCCGCCCUAUCGCGGCCCUGUCGCCGCCCCCCCCCCCCUCCGGCCCGUCGUCGCCGCCCCUGCCGCAGCAGCCGCCGCCUUCCCUACGACAGCGGCCGCCGCAGUCCCUGCAGCAGCAGCCGCAGCCGUCGCCAGCAGCAGCCGCCACCACCUCCCUCGGGGCCGCAGCUGCUGCCGCCGCUGACUGCACCCGCCGGUGCGCCUCGGCCCUACCGGCGCCACUCCACCCGGCCCCGCCGCCGCUCCCCGAGCGGCCCCGCCGUCACCACCGAGCCGCCGGCGCCGCCGAGCUGCUGCCGAGCUGCCCGAUCCACCCGAGCCGCCCGAGCCGCCGCGCCACCUGA